Molecule: messenger RNA, 402 nt
Organism: Microthlaspi erraticum
Lineage: Eukaryota; Viridiplantae; Streptophyta; Magnoliopsida; Brassicales; Brassicaceae
Source: the annotation of a GenBank genome assembly
AUGCUGAUCGGACCCUACGGUACUGAUGAAUAUAAUCGUCAGAGAGCUGCUUCUUGGAAACUUGUAAAGGAAUACGGUGUGUUCGAUAUUCCGGGUUCUACGAUCGAUUUCGAGGAAGUGAUAUGUAAUGAAGGGCGUCCUUGUCCUGUCUUAGUCUUGCUAUACGCUAGGAUGGGCCUUCAUCGCUACAAUCUGCUGGAGGGUACAAAGUUUGAGCUGAGUGGCGUAACGAAAUACGUAAAAUCAAAGGGUACUUGUGCUUGCACUUACUACAUAACUCUGGAUGCAAUUGAUCCAGCUGUUGGCUCCUCGCUUCAAACUUUUCAGACUAAAGUAUCAGAGCAAAGUUUUGGCAGAUAUAUUCUCAUGUGCAAUGUGAGAGUGAGCAAGCCCAAAUUGUAG